This is a messenger RNA of Dreissena polymorpha, 1533 nucleotides long. Its product is annotated as kielin/chordin-like protein. Bases 147 to 1262 code for a protein of 371 amino acids. Gene Ontology annotation, cellular component: extracellular region. Gene Ontology annotation, molecular function: peptidase inhibitor activity; protein binding. The record is from RefSeq and is a predicted model, not a curated record. Lineage: Eukaryota; Metazoa; Mollusca; Bivalvia; Myida; Dreissenidae. The transcript has 9 exons.
GAUGCGUUUGAAUUUAAAUGUCCUCGGAAAUAAGAUGAAUUCGUUUGAGUAAUUUAUAGAAAUAACAUUUUGUCAUUGUUUUAAUAUUUAUCUAAAUUGUGUCUGUACUUUUUUUUAUUGCAUUUAUAUCCGUAAAUUGUAAAACAAUGGAUACCAUUCCUUAUUUUGCAUUUUUGUGCUGUGCGAUUUGUGCGAUCUGUCCGGUUUGCGAAGGCAUUGUGAAACCAGGCCAGUGCCCUGUUGCACCAAAGGGAACAAAUACAAUCUGUCUCGUACAGUGUCAAGGUGACGAUUCCUGUCCAGGCGACCAGAAGUGUUGUAGCUAUGGAUGUCAUGUGUCGUGCACAAAUCCACUUGGAAAGUCAUGCAAUUAUAAGGGAGGCGUCUACAAAGACGGUGCACAGUUUAAGGACGAGUGCAAUACUUGUCAGUGUUCCAACGGUGCCGUAACGUGUACAAAAAUUGGCUGCCUAGGGAAAGGGCAGUCGUGUGUUGUAAAUGGCAAAAUAUACCAAGAUGGUGAAACAUUCAACAUCGAUUGCAAUGGCUGUUCAUGUCAGAAUGGUUCACCAGUUUGCACUAUGAUUGCAUGUGAAGUCAAAACAUGCAAUUAUAAAGGAAAAGUGUACAAAGAAGGAGAAAGCUUCAAAGACGACUGUAAUACAUGUACAUGUUCGAAUGGUUACGCUGCCUGCACACAAAUUGCAUGUCCACUUCCUGACAAAUGUGCCGGUGUUGCGUGUCUUACAAUCUUCUGCGAGGGUCAGUAUAAACCACCAGGGGAGUGUUGCUUCGUGUGUCCUUGCUUCUAUAAGGGGAAAAUGUACAAACAGGGUGAAAGCUUCAUGGACGAUUGCAACAGCUGCACAUGCGGUAUUAAUGGAGGAGUUAGCUGUACAAAGAAAGCCUGCAGUGGCACUGAUAAGCCAGGAACAUGCCCCAAAUUUCCACCCGGAAACCUGUUGCCAUGCGUGAAAUUGUGCGAUUCAGACUUUGAUUGCCCCGAGCAACAGAAAUGUUGUUCCACCGGAUGUGGCCGUAGCUGCUCUAUUCCGGACGGUGUCUUCACUGGCUGUGUACUUAACGGCAAAAAGUACAUAGAAGGAGAACAACUACCAACCGACCCUAAAGAUCCCUGUAAGCGAUGCACUUGUACAGGCGGACAAGUGAAAUGUGACUCGAUCGUAUGUCCAGCCUGCGCAGGCUACAGGCCGCCAGGUGCAUGCUGUAAUAUUUGUGGCGCCAGACCACCACAUUACUAACUAUUUAUAUGGAAAACAAACCCAUCUUCUGAAAACUGAAUCCUCAUCUUGCAAUAUUUUCGAUUGGCCUAUAACAAACGAUUUACCUGACAAAAGCUAAAUGGCAUUUCAUUAUACGAAAACCAACUGUUAGCAAUGUCGUAUGUGCAGAUAAAAUUACAUGCUUUAAUGAGAUGGUUUGACUGUAUUUUCUAGACAAUAGCUUAGUUAGAUGAAUUUAGAAAUGUAUGCAUUUUUUCUUUUGAAUUGAAGUAUUAAACUGCAAAGACAU